UAGCUUGUUUUCAACCGGUCUGCUUUAGCGGUUGUUCAACUAUUAGCAAUAGCCGACACUAGUCCGCUAGUAUUUUCAAACUAGUGUCUAUUAUUGUGUUUAAACCUAAGUUACCAUAUUUGGGUAAUACGUCUGUUUUAGACUGUAUCAGUUUUCCUCAUGGUCUGACUCGGAGUUUGAACUCAGUUGUUUACUAACAUGGAUGACAGCAAACAGACCUCUCCCGAGGGAUCUGUAGACCCCUCUCUCGUCUCAGAAGAUGGUAAAAAUGUAAAAGCAGUGUUGUGCCAGAGAUGUGGCUCCAAAGUGCUCUGUCCAGGCAUGGCCCUGUUUGCAGAAAAGGAGCUGUUUCUGCCUGCAAUGAGAAAGAAAACCUCCAUUGCUCAGUCAGACGGGGUGGAUGGGGACACACUAACCGCUCACUGGCUGGUUGACGACAUGUACACAUUUGAGAAUGUUGGCUUUACAAAAGAUGUAGGCAAAGUGAAGUACCUUAUUUGUGCGGAUUGUGAGAUCGGACCCAUUGGUUGGCAUUGCCUGGAUGACAAGAAGAGCUUCUAUGUGGCAUUGGACAGGGUGAACCACGAAUAGAGCAUGUACUGAAGUCACUGUUUGGGAAAUUCUAUGAUAUUCAACGACAUAACUCGAACGGCUUUCAUAUUUGAACUACUGUAGGUCUUGCUUUUGUUAUUUUUGCAGAGUUUGGAUAAACGUAGCUGUUUCUGUGUACUGUAUUUUUAUUGUGACAUUUUCAUUCUCACCAAACUGAAUGCUUACAUGUACAACUUCACCUGUUUAUUGUUGUAGUCUGCCAUAAAGAAAUGCAGACGAUCCUUUUAAACAUUCCUUAAUGCAAGGCCUUUCCAUCCUUCUUAUCUCUUUAUGAAUAACACAUGAAGUUACUUUGUGUUUGAAAAGAUUUAGAAGGACAACGGUUCUUGUUAAAAAACAAUAAUUCAUCCUUGACCAUUUCAGCAGACCCUUGCAAUAUUAACUGAAAAAUGAAAUAAAACUCUAAAUGUUUUGUAGAAAAUUUGUCCUUUAAAAAAUGUGUGUGUGCUAUUU
This is a messenger RNA of Labeo rohita (rohu), 1065 nucleotides long. RefSeq names its product RAB interacting factor (gene rabif). Bases 199 to 591 code for a protein of 130 amino acids. The record is from RefSeq and is a predicted model, not a curated record. NCBI's taxonomy places the organism in Eukaryota, Metazoa, Chordata, Actinopteri, Cypriniformes, Cyprinidae. The transcript is spliced from 3 exons. Gene Ontology annotation, molecular function: guanyl-nucleotide exchange factor activity; zinc ion binding. Gene Ontology annotation, biological process: post-Golgi vesicle-mediated transport; small GTPase-mediated signal transduction. Gene Ontology annotation, cellular component: cytosol; membrane.